GCCGAAACCAACGCCGAUAGCCUAUCUUGACUGCGCCGUCCUUCCAUUGUUCUGUGCAUUUGAUCGAUGCAUUCAGCGUUUGCUCAGUCUAAGAAACGCUUCUACUCUCGCUUGUGAUAUCAAAGCAUUUCUUUCCAAGCUUAUCUCUUUUUAUAUCUUUUUUCUUCUUGUACGAGAGGGGAAUGCUUGUAUAGCAUCACGGGUCCCCUCCUUGGUCACUGCAGCACAAAAUGCAGGCAGCAAGAAGUGAAGGACGCCCCGCUGCGGCGUCCUCGACCGCGACGAUGGCCAAAGGCGAGAAGGACAAGUCCGUCACCACGAGGUCAAUACACUACCCCUUCUGGUUCGGUGGUAGCGCGAGCAGCAUGGCUGCUUGUGUAACGCAUCCUCUAGAUCUAGGUGAGUUAAUCCAGGUCCGCCUCCAAACACGAACCGGCGACAUGCCCAAGUCGAUGAGCGGCACCUUUGUACACAUUGUCAAGCACAACGGCUUUCGCGGCCUCUACAGCGGCCUCUCGGCCUCCCUCCUCCGCCAGAUAACCUACUCCACCACCCGCUUCGGCAUCUACGAGGAGCUCAAGUCCCGCUUCCCGUCCCGCAGGACGGACCCCGCCACCGGCAAGCCCAAGCCGCCGUCCCUCGUCACGCUCAUCGCCAUGGCCUCCGCCUCGGGCUUCGUCGGCGGGAUCGCCGGCAACGCCGCCGACGUGCUCAACGUGCGCAUGCAGCACGACGCGGCGCUGCCGCCGGCGCAGCGGCGCAACUACGCGCACGCGCUCGACGGCCUCGUGCGCAUGGUGCGCGAGGAGGGCGUGGCCAGCGUGCUCCGCGGGGUGUGGCCCAACAGCGCGCGCGCGGCCGCCAUGACGGCCAGCCAGCUGGCCAGCUACGACGUGUUCAAGCGCACCCUGCUGCGGCUGACGCCCAUGCAGGACAACCUAGCCACCCACUUCAGCGCCAGCUUCCUCGCCGGCGUGGUGGCGGCGACCGUGACGAGCCCGGUCGACGUCAUCAAGACGAGGGUGAUGUCGUCGUCGGGCGAUCACGGGGUCGUCAGGGUGCUGAGGGAGGUGUCCGCCAAGGAGGGGAUGCGUUGGAUGUUUAAGGGAUGGGUACCGAGCUUUUUGAGGCUGGGGCCACAAACGAUCUGUACAUUCCUCUUCUUAGAGUCUCACCGCAAGGUCUACAGGAAGAUCAACGGCAUCGCGGAGCCGGUGUAAUACACGAAUCACACAAGGGCGCGU
Molecule: messenger RNA, 1244 nt
Organism: Thermothelomyces thermophilus ATCC 42464
Lineage: Eukaryota; Fungi; Ascomycota; Sordariomycetes; Sordariales; Chaetomiaceae
Exons: 3
Coding region: 231-1220 (329 amino acids)
Biological process (GO): malate transmembrane transport; phosphate ion transmembrane transport; succinate transmembrane transport
Molecular function (GO): malate transmembrane transporter activity; antiporter activity; thiosulfate transmembrane transporter activity
Source: RefSeq, a predicted model, not a curated record